Molecule: messenger RNA, 597 nt
Organism: Sphaeramia orbicularis (orbiculate cardinalfish)
Lineage: Eukaryota; Metazoa; Chordata; Actinopteri; Kurtiformes; Apogonidae
Product: nascent polypeptide-associated complex subunit alpha, muscle-specific form-like
Exons: 2
Coding region: 1-597 (198 amino acids)
Source: RefSeq, a predicted model, not a curated record
AUGCCCCCCCCCACAAGAGGCCACAAUGCACCCUCCCCAAAGAUGGUCAAGGGAGGCCCUGGCCAGAGGCCCCACAGCAGCCGAGCACAGGCCCCAGGGGUCCAGGGACGCCAGCUGCCACAUCCCCGCUGGGGGCUGGCCACCCAGGGGAAAGCGAGGCGCCAGUCCCCAAGCCCCACAAAUCCAGGAGCCACCCGUCCCCCCAGGCAGGGGUCCCACCCAGCACAGCGGGCAGCCAGGCUGGACCAGACAGCCACCCACCGUGGGCCAGUGUGCACCCCAGCCAAGCACCCCAGGGGCCUGGAGACCACCCCCCCAUCCCUGCCCCCCAGGGCAGCACCCCCCCAGCAAUGCAGCCAGCUGAGUCCCAAUGGACAAACCCCCACCCCCCCCGGAUACCCCACCCCGGACCGCAUCCAGGAAACAGUGGUGUGGGAAGGCUGCCCCACCCUCACCUCCCCACCUAUCAGUGCUGUGAAGUGUGAGGUGUGUAUGCAAGCAGUUAAAAUUGAGGAGCAUAACUGUGCACCACUGAGGGUGACGCCACACGGGCAGCCCCACCCACCUGUACGGCACUGCCCAUCAGGCGCCACGUAG